This is a messenger RNA of Symbiodinium necroappetens, 534 nucleotides long. Lineage: Eukaryota; Dinophyceae; Suessiales; Symbiodiniaceae. The record is from the annotation of a GenBank genome assembly.
AUGCUCAGGGACUACAUACAAUUGGAUUGUGCCGAACGUUUCGGGCCUUUGCACGGCACCUGGGAGGUCCUGCCACCAAUGCCCACAGCCCGUGCUGGCUGUGCCGCAACGACAGCUGACGGGUUGAUCUACGUCUGCGGAGGCCGGCUGUGCGAGACGGUCUUGGCCGCAGUGGAGCGAUUCGAUCCAGGAAUCGAGCGAUGGGAGAUGCUGCCAAGGCAGCCUACCGCACGGAGCGGCUGCGCGGCUGCGACGGCCAAGGGCUGCGUCUACAUCAUGGGCGGGAAAUGCAGCAACGGUCGUGUUCAAGGCGUGGCAGAGCGCUUUCACCCCACUUUUGGACGGUGGGAGAAGCUUCCACCGAUGCUCUCCCCGCGGUCUGCCUUUGCUGCAGGCACCGUGGGGGACUUGAUCUACGCGGCAGGGGGCUUCAACGGAUCCAUCGCCCUCUCCAGUGUGCUUGGGCAGUUACCGGUUCAAAGGCCAAUGCAAGACUACAGAAGGACAUGUAGACCAUAUUGCAUGAUUUUUUGA